CUAGGGGGGAGAGACUGGUUCGGAAUUUGAGGAGAAAGUUGUUAGAGGAUUUCACCUAAAUUCAAACAAAAUGACCUUCCCCGGGUUCUGGAGUCUGAGUACAGUGAAUACAUUUUAUUGAUUCAAUUAAAAAGUUCACAUAUGCUAGGUGUUUGCCAUGUUUUCAGCUGUUUGUAAAAGUAAAGUUGUAGUUUGUGCCAAAGGACGUGCAGUCAGUCACUUUGCUAGGACAAGUUAUACUGCUCAGUCGUGCACUCUAACAAGAGCCAGGAAGGAAUCGCCGACAUGGGCACAACCCAGAGCACUUUUAAAAAGCGCAAAAAAGGAAAUGAAAUGGUUCCAAAGAUUGAAAUUCCCCAUUGCAUCUAAUGCAGCGUCUCAGAACUGUGACAAGCACUCUACAUUCGAUAUGCAACGUGUUUUACGAACACCUUGUACAGUUUUCAUGGGCCGUUUCGCCCCUGCUUCAUCGGUGCAAUCGUCUCCGACAUCAUUACUCGACCGUAUUUCGUAUCGAUCUCAGGGAGUAAGAGAUAGAAAAGAAUUGAGUGGAUACAGCCAGCGCUGCCGCCAGAUGACCCUGUUCUCGACAAAGUUAAAGGCUAUUUUAAGUUUAAAUGCUGGACCGGAAAGUGCAAGGGGUCUUCUGUGCUUCAGAUGGUAUAGUACUGGUGACGAGAAACCGGCUGCAGCUCAGGGAAAAGGGACUGAAGCCUCUAGCACACCUGACAGAGGCGAAGGUGGUACAACUUUUAAAGAACUGUACGAAAACCCAUGGACGAUUCCAAAUUUCCUGUGCAUGGCAAGGAUUGGUUUGUCACCGGUCCUGGGAUACCUGAUUGUGGAAAAAGAGUUUAAUUUAUCCCUAGGUCUUUUUUUUUUAGCUGGAAUAACUGAUCUGUUGGAUGGCUACAUUGCACGCAACUGGGCCAACCAAAAAUCUGCUCUAGGAAGUGCUCUUGAUCCAUUAGCUGAUAAGAUCCUCAUCAGUGUCCUGUACAUCAGCUUGACUUAUGCACAACUCAUUCCAGUACCGCUCACUGCCAUGAUUAUUUCAAGGGAUGUCGCUUUGAUUGCAGCUGUCUUUUAUGUUCGAUACAAAACUGUUCCACCCCCACGAACCCUCAGCAAGUUCUUUAACCCCUGCUACGCUACUGCUCAGUUAAAACCAACCUUCAUUAGCAAGGUAAAUACAGCUGUUCAGUUGGUACUGGUUGCUGCAUCUUUAGCAGCACCUGUCUUCCAGUAUGCUGACAGCAUGUUUCUUCAAACGUUAUGGUACAUUACAGCAAUGACAACAGCAGCAUCAGCAUACAGUUAUUACCACUAUGGUAAAAAGACUGUGCAGGUUUUAAACCACACAAAAUGAUGAAUGAAUGCAUUUUGUACAGAGGCUGUACUUCUCUGACUCCACACCAGAACAUUUACAUUGACUCUACACCAGAACAUUUAUUAAAGUGUUAAAUUGAUAAAUGUAAGUACAGUGUGAAUUAUCAGUAUACAUUUAAAAUUUAUUAAAAUAAAGAACUAUAAUUGUUCAUUGACCUGUAGUUGCCAUUUGAUUUACACAUAUCUAACCAAUCGCAUUGAUUUACACAUACCUAACCAAUCGCAUUAACCAGUACAAAGAAACCUCAAUAUUAAAACUUAUAAUGAAUUCAAUUAACCUACCAGAUUGUGCUGAGUCAGUGCCCAUUUGAACGGUUGUCCCACCCCAUCUUUUAGCUGAAAGUGAAGUUGUCACCAUUAAUUUCCGGUAUUUAAUAACUAUGUGCCAGUAAUGCCUGAGGGGAAAUUUCUUACCUGCAGAUAUUAUGUAAAGCCAUUUAUUUUAGUGGGCCAUAAAUUUGAAGUGUCUAAUUUUUUAAAUGUAGCAACCUUUUAUUUUAGCAUUUUUCACCUGCAAAUGUUUUCAUGAUGUGGGUUUGCACUGGACACAGUAGCUUUUAAGUUUAAUGUUUGUUUUGUGAAAAGAUUUGAAAUGACAAAACACUGGACAUUCUGCAGCAGCUCUGAAUUGUAUUUUUCUUCAUUAAAUAUGUUAACUGCA
Molecule: messenger RNA, 2050 nt
Organism: Polyodon spathula (Mississippi paddlefish)
Lineage: Eukaryota; Metazoa; Chordata; Actinopteri; Acipenseriformes; Polyodontidae
Gene: crls1
Product: cardiolipin synthase 1
Exons: 7
Coding region: 158-1369 (403 amino acids)
Biological process (GO): cardiolipin biosynthetic process
Cellular component (GO): membrane; mitochondrion
Molecular function (GO): cardiolipin synthase activity; CDP-diacylglycerol-glycerol-3-phosphate 3-phosphatidyltransferase activity
Source: RefSeq, a predicted model, not a curated record